GGAGCGAUCUUCCCUAACGAGACCGUCAAUGCCUCUGCUCUCUUCGGCCAGCGGCUCUCUUUCCCUUGUCCGCCCGGCUACUUCUGCACCACGGGAACGACAGCGCCGACGCCAUGUCCUCCCGGUACUUUCUGUCAAGGCAGCAACAGCCAGCCCGAUCCUUGCGCCGCAGGGACGUUCAAUCGUAACUUCACUGCUACCAGCUGCAGCCAGUGUGCCGCGGGAUACAUUUGUAGCCCAGGCGGAGUAGCAGACUACGUGGCAGGGACGUACUACGCGGCUCCCUCGUUGUAUGCCUGCGCGAAUGAGAGCGGCGGCGCGGUAGCAUGGACACAAGAGACAGCAACUAAUGGGACAUACGUGGCUGGAGACGUCGUGACAGAUGUAGACGGUAACGCGUAUGUGAGCGGAACCGUGUCAAGGGCGAGCGAGGGAGUCUAUGAGGUGGUUCUGACCAAGUAUAGUACAGCUGGGAGAGAAGUAUGGACGAGUGUGCUGAGCUCGGAGAGCUCUCCGGCAUCAGCCCAAGGGAUGGCAGUCGCAAGCGCGGGGUCUCUGUACGUAGGGAUCAAUCGGGAGGGGGGAUGGUCGGUGUUUAAGGUGAGCAGCUGCGGGCAGCAAGAAUGGAGAGUGGACGAUGCAGACUCUCUCGAGGACCAGGCGCGGCUCGGGCUGGCGGUGGGAAGCGACGUAGUACUAGUCGCUUGGACCAACGUCUCUGGAAGUACCACUGUCCGGCAGUACACGAUGGAGGGGAAGCUGGCGUGGGAGAGGGUCAUGAUAGCGGGAGCCGCAGGGGCGAAGGUCAUAGCGACAGGGCUUGGGGCUGACGCAGCGGGGGGCGGCUUCAUGGUGGGGAUGUACGAGGGACAGUUUGCAGGGCAAUAUGCCGAGGGGGGAUGGGAUGGGUUUCUGCUUAGAUUUGGCGUCGACGGACAUACUGUUUGGAUAUCGAAAUUUGGUUCUGUGUCUUCGGACGUUGUUCGAGGGUUAACAGUGGAAGGGAGUGUUGUUCUCAAUGGUCUCAUGUCGUCUGGUGGCAUUGAUGGUUUUUUGAUCAAGUUUGCUAAUGAUGGUCACUACUGCCCUGAGAAUAACUCCUUGCCCGUACCAUGCCCGGAAGGCUCCUUCAGCGCUGAUCAAAACCUCGCCUCUGCUGGCGAGUGUACAGCCUGUCUUCCGGGCAAGUACUGCGGCACAUCAGGGCUCCGGUCGCCCACGGGAGAUUGCUUUGCUGGUCACCUGUGUCUUCAGGGAGCGAUCUUCCCUAACGAGACCGUCAAUGCCUCUGCUCUCUUCGGCCAGCGGCUCUCUUUCCCUUGUCCGCCCGGCUACUUCUGCACCACGGGAACGACAGCGCCGACGCCAUGUCCUCCCGGUACUUUCUGUCAAGGCAGCAACAGCCAGCCCGAUCCUUGCGCCGCAGGGACGUUCAAUCGUAACUUCACUGCUACCAGCUGCAGCCAGUGUGCCGCGGGAUACAUUUGUAGCCCAGGCGGAGUAGCAGACUACGUGGCAGGGACGUACUACGCGGCUCCCUCGUUGUAUGCCUGCGCGAAUGAGAGCGGCGGCGCGGUAGCAUGGACACAAGAGACAGCAACUAAUGGGACAUACGUGGCUGGAGACGUCGUGACAGAUGUAGACGGUAACGCGUAUGUGAGCGGAACCGUGUCAAGGGCGAGCGAGGGAGUCUAUGAGGUGGUUCUGACCAAGUAUAGUACAGCUGGGAGAGAAGUAUGGACGAGUGUGCUGAGCUCGGAGAGCUCUCCGGCAUCAGCCCAAGGGAUGGCAGUCGCAAGCGCGGGGUCUCUGUACGUAGGGAUCAAUCGGGAGGGGGGAUGGUCGGUGUUGAAGGUGAGCAGCUGCGGGCAGCAAGAAUGGAGAGUGGACGAUGCAGACUCUCUCGAGGACCAGGCGCGGCUCGGGCUGGCGGUGGGAAGCGACGUAGUACUAGUCGCUUGGACCAACGUCUCUGGAAGUACCACUGUCCGGCAGUACACGAUGGAGGGGAAGCUGGCGUGGGAGAGGGUCAUGAUAGCGGGAGCCGCAGGGGCGAAGGUCAUAGCGACAGGGCUUGGGGCUGACGCAGCGGGGGGCGGCUUCAUGGUGGGGAUGUACGAGGGACAGUUUGCAGGGCAAUAUGCCGAGGGGGGAUGGGAUGGGUUUCUGCUUAGAUUUGGCGUCGACGGACAACAAGGUUGGGUGCGUGCAAUCAAUGCAUAUCCUUCUGUCAGUGGCGUUGGAGUGGAGGUCGCGGCUGGCUGGCUGGUUGUGUAUGGUAGAGCUUGGAGCUUGCAGAACAGCACCGAUAACGUCAGUGCUGCCCAAGACUCAUGCACAGUGGGUAUUCGCAGGACUAUCUCAUCCCCUGUGUCCGGCGCAAGCGAUGUGUUUGUCAUCAGGUAUGGAGCGGAUGGAAACACGACCUGGUCCAAGGCGAUUGGUACUUGCGGAAAUGAUAGACCUGUAGGGUUAGCGGUUGACAGCUUCGGCGGCAUCUACCUACUCGGCCAGUCGCCUGCGGACGCGAGCCGAGGUGGGCCUAUAGGCUUCAGCGUCAAGCUGAGCCGGGGCGGGGACCUACUAUGGAAGCAGACUUGGGGACAAUCAGCUGAGUCUGCGGGAGGAGGCAUCUCCGUAGGCAGCGGUCUGGUCAUAGCCGCCAUGGACAGCUACAACUCAAGCUCCGGCUCCAGGUACUCCAACGUCACGGCGUACCUGUCUAAUCCGGCUUGCUAUGGGCUGAGCGAAGGAGGAAAUUUCGUUUGCCCCCCCGGUCAUUUCUGUGUGGAGGGUCUCAAGUCUCUUGCGGAAGGAGCCUGUCCCCCCGGAACGUACAGCAACCGCUCGGGUCUUGCAAGCUUCUCUGAGUGCGAGAGCUGCUUGCCAGGCAUGUAUUGCAGCGAGUGGGGGUUGACAGCGCCUACAGGACCUUGCGCAGCAGGUUUCUACUGUACAAGCGGAGCAGCAGAUCCCAACGCCAGCAUGUGCGACCCCCGCAGCGUCUCGAGCGUGCUCACAUGUGCGACAUCGCUGCUCUACAAGGAGUGCUCGCCCAACCUGACCUGUGGAGGAAUAUGUCCCGCAGGGUACUUUUGUCCUGUAGGCUCCCCUACACCCACGGCAUGCACUCCGGGCUAUUAUUGCGACAAAGACGGGCAGGGCAUUGUUUCAGGGCCUUGCUCUUCGGGCUACUUUUGUGGCUAUAGCUCUGGAGGAGCAGGAGCUAGCACACCGACGCCGGACUCUGCGGACAGUCGGGGGCCUUGUCCUGUCGGAUACUACUGUCCCGAAGGAACUGUAUAUCCGAUCCCAUGUCCCAAGGGCACUUUCAGGCCGUACUUGAAAGGGCAGGCCAACAGCUCGUGCCUGGCAUGUACGCCAGGAUUCUACUGUCCCGUCCAAGGUCUCUCCAACGUGUCUGGGUAUCCAUGCAGCGGGGGCUUCUACUGUCCUGGAGGUCAGUCGACCGGGACGCCAUCCGGGUAUCAGUGCCCAGUUGGUCACGAAUGUCCCGAGGGGAGCAAGAGUCCCAAGACUUGUCCUCCGGCUUACUACCAGAACGACGUCGGGCAGUCCGCCUGCAAAGUGUGCGAGGCGGGCUACUACUGCACGGGGAGCCCCGACCUGAACAGCGGCAGCGGGGCAGUGAUCUGUCCGACUGGAUACUACUGCCCUGCGGGGUCCGCCGAGAAGCUGUCGUGUAGUCCUGGGACCUACAUGCCCAGGACGGGCGAGUCCGCGUGCUGGAGCUGCCCAGCUCAGUCCACGUGUCCCGAAGAAGGCAUGAGCAGUCCAUUGCCAUGCCCCGCAGGUCACUACUGCCCCGAGAAUAACUCCUUGCCCGUACCAUGCCCGGAAGGCUCCUUCAGCGCUGAUCAAAACCUCGCCUCUGCUGGCGAGUGUACAGCCUGUCUUCCGGGCAAGUACUGCGGCACAUCAGGGCUCCGGUCGCCCACGGGAGAUUGCUUUGCUGGUCACCUGUGUCUUCAGGGAGCGAUCUUCCCUAACGAGACCGUCAAUGCCUCUGCUCUCUUCGGCCAGCGGCUCUCUUUCCCUUGUCCGCCCGGCUACUUCUGCACCACGGGAACGACAGCGCCGACGCCAUGUCCUCCCGGUACUUUCUGUCAAGGCAGCAACAGCCAGCCCGAUCCUUGCGCCGCAGGGACGUUCAAUCGUAACUUCACUGCUACCAGCUGCAGCCAGUGUGCCGCGGGAUACAUUUGUAGCCCAGGCGGAGUAGCAGACUACGUGGCAGGGACGUACUACGCGGCUCCCUCGUUGUAUGCCUGCGCGAAUGAGAGCGGCGGCGCGGUAGCAUGGACACAAGAGACAGCAACUAAUGGGACAUACGUGGCUGGAGACGUCGUGACAGAUGUAGACGGUAACGCGUAUGUGAGCGGAACCGUGUCAAGGGCGAGCGAGGGAGUCUAUGAGGUGGUUCUGACCAAGUAUAGUACAGCUGGGAGAGAAGUAUGGACGAGUGUGCUGAGCUCGGAGAGCUCUCCGGCAUCAGCCCAAGGGAUGGCAGUCGCAAGCGCGGGGUCUCUGUACGUAGGGAUCAAUCGGGAGGGGGGAUGGUCGGUGUUUAAGGUGAGCAGCUGCGGGCAGCAAGAAUGGAGAGUGGACGAUGCAGACUCUCUCGAGGACCAGGCGCGGCUCGGGCUGGCGGUGGGAAGCGACGUAGUACUAGUCGCUUGGACCAACGUCUCUGGAAGUACCACUGUCCGGCAGUACACGAUGGAGGGGAAGCUGGCGUGGGAGAGGGUCAUGAUAGCGGGAGCCGCAGGGGCGAAGGUCAUAGCGACAGGGCUUGGGGCUGACGCAGCGGGGGGCGGCUUCAUGGUGGGGAUGUACGAGGGACAGUUUGCAGGGCAAUAUGCCGAGGGGGGAUGGGAUGGGUUUCUGCUUAGAUUUGGCGUCGACGGACAACAAGGUUGGGUGCGUGCAAUCAAUGCAUAUCCUUCUGUCAGUGGCGUUGGAGUGGAGGUCGCGGCUGGCUGGCUGGUUGUGUAUGGUAGAGCUUGGAGCUUGCAGAACAGCACCGAUAACGUCAGUGCUGCCCAAGACUCAUGCACAGUGGGUAUUCGCAGGACUAUCUCAUCCCCUGUGUCCGGCGCAAGCGAUGUGUUUGUCAUCAGGUAUGGAGCGGAUGGAAACACGACCUGGUCCAAGGCGAUUGGUACUUGCGGAAAUGAUAGACCUGUAGGGUUAGCGGUUGACAGCUUCGGCGGCAUCUACCUACUCGGCCAGUCGCCUGCGGACGCGAGCCGAGGUGGGCCUAUAGGCUUCAGCGUCAAGCUGAGCCGGGGCGGGGACCUACUAUGGAAGCAGACUUGGGGACAAUCAGCUGAGUCUGCGGGAGGAGGCAUCUCCGUAGGCAGCGGUCUGGUCAUAGCCGCCAUGGACAGCUACAACUCAAGCUCCGGCUCCAGGUACUCCAACGUCACGGCGUACCUGUCUAAUCCGGCUUGCUAUGGGCUGAGCGAAGGAGGAAAUUUCGUUUGCCCCCCCGGUCAUUUCUGUGUGGAGGGUCUCAAGUCUCUUGCGGAAGGAGCCUGUCCCCCCGGAACGUACAGCAACCGCUCGGGUCUUGCAAGCUUCUCUGAGUGCGAGAGCUGCUUGCCAGGCAUGUAUUGCAGCGAGUGGGGGUUGGCAGCGCCUACAGGACCUUGCGCAGCAGGUUUCUACUGUACAAGCGGAGCAGCAGAUCCCAACGCCAGCAUGUGCGACCCCCGCAGCGUCUCGAGCGUGCUCACAUGUGCGACAUCGCUGCUCUACAAGGAGUGCUCGCCCAACCUGACCUGUGGAGGAAUAUGUCCCGCAGGGUACUUUUGUCCUGUAGGCUCCCCUACACCCACGGCAUGCACUCCGGGCUAUUAUUGCGACAAAGACGGGCAGGGCAUUGUUUCAGGGCCUUGCUCUUCGGGCUACUUUUGUGGCUAUAGCUCUGGAGGAGCAGGAGCUAGCACACCGACGCCGGACUCUGCGGACAGUCGGGGGCCUUGUCCUGUCGGAUACUACUGUCCCGAAGGAACUGUAUAUCCGAUCCCAUGUCCCAAGGGCACUUUCAGGCCGUACUUGAAAGGGCAGGCCAACAGCUCGUGCCUGGCAUGUACGCCAGGAUUCUACUGUCCCGUCCAAGGUCUCUCCAACGUGUCUGGGUAUCCAUGCAGCGGGGGCUUCUACUGUCCUGGAGGUCAGUCGACCGGGACGCCAUCCGGGUAUCAGUGCCCAGUUGGUCACGAAUGUCCCGAGGGGAGCAAGAGUCCCAAGACUUGUCCUCCGGCUUACUACCAGAACGACGUCGGGCAGUCCGCCUGCAAAGUGUGCGAGGCGGGCUACUACUGCACGGGGAGCCCCGACCUGAACAGCGGCAGCGGGGCAGUGAUCUGUCCGACUGGAUACUACUGCCCUGCGGGGUCCGCCGAGAAGCUGUCGUGUAGUCCUGGGACCUACAUGCCCAGGACGGGCGAGUCCGCGUGCUGGAGCUGCCCAGCUCAGUCCACGUGUCCCGAAGAAGGCAUGAGCAGUCCAUUGCCAUGCCCCGCAGGUCACUACUGCCCCGAGAAUAACUCCUUGCCCGUACCAUGCCCGGAAGGCUCCUUCAGCGCUGAUCAAAACCUCGCCUCUGCUGGCGAGUGUACAGCCUGUCUUCCGGGCAAGUACUGCGGCACAUCAGGGCUCCGGUCGCCCACGGGAGAUUGCUUUGCUGGUCACCUGUGUCUUCAGGGAGCGAUCUUCCCUAACGAGACCGUCAAUGCCUCUGCUCUCUUCGGCCAGCGGCUCUCUUUCCCUUGUCCGCCCGGCUACUUCUGCACCACGGGAACGACAGCGCCGACGCCAUGUCCUCCCGGUCAUUUCUGUGUUGAGGGUCUCAAGUCUCUUGCGGAAGGAGCCUGUCCCCCCGGAACGUACAGCAACCGCUCGGGUCUUGCAAGCUUCUCUGAGUGCGAGAGCUGCUUGCCAGGCAUGUAUUGCAGCGAGUGGGGGUUGGCAGCGCCUACAGGACCUUGCGCAGCAGGUUUCUACUGUACAAGCGGAGCAGCAGAUCCCAACGCCAGCAUGUGCGACCCCCGCAGCGUCUCGAGCGUGCUCACAUGUGCGACAUCGCUGCUCUACAAGGAGUGCUCGCCCAACCUGACCUGUGGAGGAAUAUGUCCCGCAGGGUACUUUUGUCCUGUAGGCUCCCCUACACCCACGGCAUGCACUCCGGGCUAUUAUUGCGACAAAGACGGGCAGGGCAUUGUUUCAGGGCCUUGCUCUUCGGGCUACUUUUGUGGCUAUAGCUCUGGAGGAGCAGGAGCUAGCACACCGACGCCGGACUCUGCGGACAGUCGGGGGCCUUGUCCUGUCGGAUACUACUGUCCCGAAGGAACUGUAUAUCCGAUCCCAUGUCCCAAGGGCACUUUCAGGCCGUACUUGAAAGGGCAGGCCAACAGCUCGUGCCUGGCAUGUACGCCAGGAUUCUACUGUCCCGUCCAAGGUCUCUCCAACGUGUCUGGGUAUCCAUGCAGCGGGGGCUUCUACUGUCCUGGAGGUCAGUCGACCGGGACGCCAUCCGGGUAUCAGUGCCCAGUUGGUCACGAAUGUCCCGAGGGGAGCAAGAGUCCCAAGACUUGUCCUCCGGCUUACUACCAGAACGACGUCGGGCAGUCCGCCUGCAAAGUGUGCGAGGCGGGCUACUACUGCACGGGGAGCCCCGACCUGAACAGCGGCAGCGGGGCAGUGAUCUGUCCGACUGGAUACUACUGCCCUGCGGGGUCCGCCGAGAAGCUGUCGUGUAGUCCUGGGACCUACAUGCCCAGGACGGGCGAGUCCGCGUGCUGGAGCUGCCCAGCUCAGUCCACGUGUCCCGAAGAAGGCAUGAGCAGUCCAUUGCCAUGCCCCGCAGGUCACUACUGCCCCGAGAAUAACUCCUUGCCCGUACCAUGCCCGGAAGGCUCCUUCAGCGCUGAUCAAAACCUCGCCUCUGCUGGCGAGUGUACAGCCUGUCUUCCGGGCAAGUACUGCGGCACAUCAGGGCUCCGGUCGCCCACGGGAGAUUGCUUUGCUGGUCACCUGUGUCUUCAGGGAGCGAUCUUCCCUAACGAGACCGUCAAUGCCUCUGCUCUCUUCGGCCAGCGGCUCUCUUUCCCUUGUCCGCCCGGCUACUUCUGCACCACGGGAACGACAGCGCCGACGCCAUGUCCUCCCGGUCAUUUCUGUGUUGAGGGUCUCAAGUCUCUUGCGGAAGGAGCCUGUCCCCCCGGAACGUACAGCAACCGCUCGGGUCUUGCAAGCUUCUCUGAGUGCGAGAGCUGCUUGCCAGGCAUGUAUUGCAGCGAGUGGGGGUUGACAGCGCCUACAGGACCUUGCGCAGCAGGUUUCUACUGUACAAGCGGAGCAGCAGAUCCCAACGCCAGCAUGUGCGACCCCCGCAGCGUCUCGAGCGUGCUCACAU
Messenger RNA from Guillardia theta CCMP2712, 8443 nucleotides. RefSeq lists its product as hypothetical. The record is from RefSeq and is a predicted model, not a curated record. NCBI's taxonomy places the organism in Eukaryota, Cryptophyceae, Pyrenomonadales, Geminigeraceae. The annotation marks the transcript as partial. The transcript is spliced from 3 exons.